AUGAAGACGGUUAAAGAAGAGAUGGAGACCUCACAGGUUGAGUCUCUAAAAAGUUCAUCACCUGAACGAACAAAUGGUGAAAAAAACGGUCAAACCUGGACGGAGAACAUCGCUGAAAUGAAUUAUGGGAAUGUUAGCCCCAGCAUUCUCACCCAUGGCCUUUGUCAUGUCCUCCACCUCUCCUGUGAAGAGACUGUUCGCCACAUGACCUGUGGUGAAGGUGCCGCAGGCUUCGCUAGUCUUCACAGUAGCAGUCAUGUGCAGUUCUAUUAUCCCGAUGGCCGUCUAAGAGAUUCGUCUAUUUGUCAAUCCCUCACCAUCCGUUAUGCCGGCCUCACCUCCACACAUCUGCCAGGCAGGCUGGUUGGCUGGGGACCUGGGGCCGUUCUCACCGUACUGGAUGCAGAACUGAAUCCUCUGGUUCAUGCUGUGGAGCCCAUGGAUGUGAGGGUGUGCAAGAUUUUGGAGCACUCUAAUGAGCUUGUCACAGCUGGAAAGGGAAACGUAUGUGUGUGGUGCCUCACACACUUGGUGUGUCGCAAACGGGUGGUGGAGGGUUUGGGGAGACAAGUUGUUUUCACACUUCUAGCACUGAUGACUAGUAGGACUGAGCAGGGCCUCAGAGCACUGGCUGCAUAUAGACGAGCUGUGGUUGUGGUGGACCUUACAGAGGGAUGCAUUAUUGAGCACAAGAAGAACCUCCAUUUAAGGGAAAUCACAGGGAUGGUCUACUGUCCACUUAGGGAUAUUGUAGUUACCGCAUCAGAUAUGACAAUCCGAGUGUGGGGACCAGACUGGGAACUUCAAAUGGCCUUUGUGGGACAUACUGCUCUUGUCACUUCUCUAGUUCUGUGUCCUGUCUCUGGCCUGUUGUUGUCAUCUUCUCUUGAUGGUACUUUGAGAUGCUGGAGACCAGAAGUUGGAGAUCAGGUCCAGGCUAUAUCCAUUCCUAAUGGGUGCCCACCUCCUCUAGUCAUGGGAGGCCCAGAUAGUGCUGGCACCUUCUUCUCAUACUCCACCAACAGUGUGGACUUCUGGACCUUCAAAUGCCUCUACAAUCUACACUGCAGACUGGAUGGGGUCCUGAGAGGUCCUGUCCAUCAAAUCUUGACCCCACCAACCCCCCCUUCCUUCCGUGCCUGUGUAGUUUGUAUCCAUGGAAACAGCUAUGUCACAGUUGUUGCGGCACAAACGGGUGAAGUGCUUACUAGAUUCCAAGCCAAUGGAAGAGUAAGGUGUGCUGAUUACUAUGUACCUAAAGAGAUCUUACUGGUCCUCACUGAGGAUGGAGUGGUAACUAUUGCUAGUACAUUGACCAGUCCAGUAACAAUACUGGAUGAGUGGCAUGGGAUAGAGCAUUGGGAUUGGUCAGGUGGGCAGAUGCAAGUAAAUAUUGGCAUAGUUUGCUGCAUGGUCUUAUAUAAUGAUGUUAAAGAUAUACAAAUUGGACAGGAAGAAUCGAGAUCCUUACAGAUGCAGAGAUCACACAAGCCAAAGAAGAUAAAACAUCUACAUGAUGCAAAAAACAGGUUUCUGGUUAUACUGGGUCAUUGUGGUGGUUGUGUGUCUGUGCUUAAUAUGCAUUCAGGCAAAAUCCAGUUCAGAACUUCUGCUCACAACAACCAAAACAUCAGCAGCAUAAAGGCAUACCCCAACAGUGGCUACCUGCUGACUGCAGGUGAAGAUAAAGCUUUGCUGGUUUGGCGUGUGUUCCCAUGUGCUCAGCAGUGUUUGAGUCUCCAUUUCAGCGUGUUGUGUGAUCUGCCUCCGGUUUUGAUGGCACUGAUGGGAACCCAACUCAGCCUCGCCUUACAAGAUCCUGAGAAUGAUACUUAUAGCCUGGUGCAAUAUAGCUUAGAGAGCCAAAGCAGAUCUGACCAGCAGCCCAAUGAAAAGCAUCACAACAAAAUCACAGGCCUCUGUGGUUGUCAUCAACUGAGCAUGUUUGCUUCAAGCAGUCAGGAUGGGACUGUACGGAUCUGGGAUAUGGAAAACCACCUUCUUAGAAUUCUUGAGCUGAAUGCAGAGCCGGAGUGUUUGGCAUACUGUGAGAGUGGAGACCUGCUAUUGGGCAUCACAGGAGACCUCUAUAGAAUCCCCCGAACACAACUACUGCCUCUAGAAUACAGGACACAAAAAUGGUAUCCAGACUCUGAAUUACCCAAAUCCUGGAACACAUCCAUAUCCUUAACCUUUGCUUUUAACUCUAGGACAGAGAGUUGCCAUAUUACUAAAAAGGAUGGUCCUGAAAGGCAGGAUAGGAUAAAAGAUCCAGACUUUGGGGCAAUUAUGGCAUUACAUAAAGAUCUGGAAUCCUUGCAAAAAGGAGAGGUUGAGUGCAAAAGGAGAAAACCAGCCAACAUACAAUCCAAACGAGAGGCUUUCAAUAAUUACCUGGGUCUAAUUUACAGGCAACCCCUUGAUAUAAGGAUUCCAGAAGAUAUGUUUGAUGUGUAUGCAAUACUUUUUCCACCUAAACUUCCUGAGCUUCCUCCUCUGAGCCCUCAUAAGCAGAGCGAACUAGAUGAAGUGCAACGCUUGUAUAAUGAAGAGGAGGAGGAGAAGAAGAAGAAGAGGGAAGAGGCUCACAUGCAUCUCACACCCAUCGUAAAGACUCCAACAAAACAGAAGAGCCCUCUUCCACCUUCACCAGUGGCAGAGACACUCAUAUACCCUCCACAAAAGCCCCUUCCACCAAUAAAGAGUCCUUCACCCCCUCUGACUCCACCCUCCAAGCCUGCCCCACCUUUACUCCCCUCUGUCCCUCCCUCGCCCUCUUCUGCCCUACCCUCUCCCACCUCACAUCUGCCAGAGUUUCUCCUGCAGUUUGUGGAUGAACAGUGGUUUCAAAAGAUGUUUCCUGAUCUGAGUUGUAUUUCCAGUUCUUUAAGCCCCAAGGAAUUCUGCAAGCAUCUGUUGAACUUCAUGAUGACUUGCAGCAUGGCUCAGAAGAAUAGCAUCCUGAAUGCAUUACGUAUGCUAAUACAGCAGGAGGUGUUAGACAAAGAAUCUCUCAGCACAGGACUGCUGGUUUGCCUGGAAAACUACAUUUACAAAAACAUGUCAAGGGAGGAACAGCAUUUUGUUGGUGAGCUGCUGAAUGUGCUGGUGUAUCUGAGUCCUGACGGUUUUAACACCAUUGUGGAGCUACUUGCCAUGUUGGCAAAUAAAGAAGCUGAUCUUAAGGCUUUAGUACUGUGUGUGCUGCAAAGGUUGGGUGUGGAGGAAGCUGAACUGUGGUUAUGUCCAGAAUUAGAGUCCUGGAACUCCCUGACGAAGCAAAAACCUAACCAGCACCACAGUCUUCGAGACAUGGCCAGCCACUGGCUGCUUACCUGGACCAGAAAGUACAAGGUGCACAGUGGGUCUGUGUUCCUACGCAGUAAAGGAAUACAGAGUGUGUUCGCACCUGUGGAGGUGCUCAAAUAUUUCUGCUCUGUGCAAAAAGGCAAACAGACUCGACCACCACCACCUCCACCAGAGGGCAGGAAAGAUGCUGUCAUCGUGCCUUCAGACUUACCUAGACUGAAGCCAAUUCAGCGCCUGGGAGAGACGUACAGCAUGUCUAGGAUACGGGAGCCUCAAGGACAUCUGCUGCCACCAUUGCCAUAUCGACCUGUGUUGAUGGAUUUCCCACGAUUCCUCUCUCUACCAAUGGCUCAUGUCACACUUUCUCCAUUCCCCUUUUCCCUGGAUUUUCAAAACUUCAAACGUCCCUCACCACAAAGAUACUUCUUCCUGGAACGCUCCUACGUACAAUAUUACAUAUAGUUAUUUCCAAAAGCAUUGCAUUAAAUCUGUGAUAGACUGUCUCUAUGAUGCAUCAAAUGACACAAAUCUAUGAUCAAACUAACUUUAUCAU
Sinocyclocheilus grahami is the source of this 3862-nucleotide messenger RNA. It is a transcript of the gene wdr97, whose product is annotated as WD repeat domain 97. Gene Ontology annotation, molecular function: protein binding. NCBI's taxonomy places the organism in Eukaryota, Metazoa, Chordata, Actinopteri, Cypriniformes, Cyprinidae. The record is from RefSeq and is a predicted model, not a curated record. The coding region runs from base 1 to 3771 and encodes 1256 amino acids. The transcript is spliced from 21 exons.